Molecule: messenger RNA, 2315 nt
Organism: Elgaria multicarinata webbii
Lineage: Eukaryota; Metazoa; Chordata; Lepidosauria; Squamata; Anguidae
Exons: 10
Coding region: 94-1431 (445 amino acids)
Source: RefSeq, a predicted model, not a curated record
CUCCAAAUCUUGAUAAACUGAACUGCAGUUGUAUGAUAUGAAGGAAUUGGAAAAGAGGAUCUAUUGAUUCCUUGAGACAAGGAGAACUCUGAUAUGCACAAAGUUCUCUUAGAAAUGGCGAACAUGUCUUCAAGCAUAGAAUUUGAGUACAUCAAGAACCUCCAACAGCAAGUGUACUUCCUUGAACUGGAAGCCAAUUUUCUUCGUGAACAGGCUAAAAAAGCCACUAGUCUUCAGCCUCUUAUUGCAUCUGAAACAGAACACAUGCUGCAAAAGCUGCAGGAAUUACAGUCGCAGGCUGAAGGCCUCCAACUGGAGCUCAAGAGAAAGGAAAGUGGUUUGAAUAUGCUGAAGAUAGAGAGAGAGCGACUUAGUAACCAGAUCAAAGUGGCUGAUGAGCAUCAUUCAAAAGAGAAGCAGGUUUUGGUAAAAGAAAUUCUAGAACUGAAGAGAAAGAAGGAACAAAAGGACAGGCAAAUCUCUGGAAAAGAAGAAGAGAUAUUGCAUGCUAAGCAGGAACUGGAACAGCAACAGAUGACCCUGAGUAAUAGAGAACAGGCUAUCCUUAUAUUACAAACAAAGGUGAAGCAACAGUCAGAACAGCAGAAGGCGGUGGAGUUGCAGCUUGCUGAAAAGAGAGAGAAGCUCUUGAAAGUGCAGUCUGCUAUGCAUGAAAUGGAACAUAAGAUCUUUAAGAAAACAGCAUCGAUACAAGAGCAAAUUACUCAUGAACUACGGAGUGAGAUGUCUUUCCUUCAUCAACAAAUACGUGAGAGAGAACUACUAGCAGAACAGGAUCGUUUCUUAAGAAGUAAAAUGAUGGAUGAUUAUGCGGCUUUGACCAAGGAGAAUGCUAUGCUGCGACCCAGACUCAUGGAACUUAUCAAGCAAACAGACAUUGAGAGAGCACUCAAGGAGGAGAGUUACACAUCCCACUCUGCUAGCAUUUCUCAGUUUCUAACAGUGAAAGACCAUGAAGUACAUUUGCAACGAGAGAUCAAGAGGCACCAAGAACUCCUGGAGCAGGAAAAGAAUACCCUCCAAGAACUUGUUAAUAAGAUUAGAAUUUUAGAAGAAGGAAACACAUCUCUUGACUUAAAUGUUGCAACAAUGAGCAGUCGAGUAACUGAAAUGAGAGCUAUGCUAGAGAAAGAAGAACAGCACAAUCUUGAGCUAAAAAGAGACAAAUCUCGUCUGGUUGAUCUUGCAUCUAACCUACAGAAACAGCUUGAUGGGAAAGAAAGCAAUCUCCUACAGGCGUCUAAUAAGAUGCUGCAACUGGAUGAAGCCAUUUCAGCAUUAAAAACAAGGCAUACAUUGCAUCAGUCUCUUCAAUCAGAAAAAUGGGAUGAAAUCUCCAAAAUGGCAAAUUCUAUGAAGAAACUCAACAAGUCAGUGACAGAUAUUGUAGUCAACAUGGGAAAAUAUUAAUCUGAGAGUGUAAAUGGCUUUAUUUUCCUUAUGAGAAUAAUGUUGAUAUUAGCUUUGAUCAGCAUCUUUAUGAUUUAAUGAAACUUGAAGAAUUAUUGUCAGAGUUUUGUCAACCUAGGCACAAUCCUAAAGGUGAGAAGCCUUAACAACAGGCUGUUCUGAUCUUAGAGGCUCUGUCCUGUUCAAAGUCCUGGCUGGGCAGAAUGAAAGGUUGGGGCAUAUUUUGCUGCUCCAUCCUCCAAAAAGGGGAAAUCAGUUAGAUGAACCUCGGAGUUUGUCUAACCUCCCCUGUGUAUGGGAGAGGGGCAUGGUUGUGGCUGUGUGGGCUUAGGAUUCCUCAGAUUCUCAGCCACUUGCCACCCAGCAGCCAUGCCCAUUCCCACACCCUAUACCUCUCUAUGAGGUUGGAGUUCCAACUUCAUGGAGUCACUAUGGAGAUCUCUGCAGUGGCUGGAAGAAUUCAGGAGGAGAGCUCGGAUGUUAGAGCUUUGCCUAAGACCCGGGGUGGGUUCUGAACCUCUCUGUCACCCCUGGAACUCUGUGUAAAGACCAUAGGAUUGCUAUCUUAGUCAUUUUAAUAAUUCUGGGAACCAGGAUUUACUCUAUACUAAAUAAGGAGAAAGAUUUCCUAAUUAAAAGACUGAUAAGUAGUUAUAUAAACUUAAACAUAGUCCAUUUUACUCUAUACAAAUUAACAAGUGUGUUAUUGUAACUUAAUCUCCAAUGGAAUCUGACUUAGAACAAAUUUAAAAAAUUAAUAAUGACUUACUGAAAGUUUUGUCCUUUUAAGGCUACAAUCCCAUAAACUUACAUGGGAGUAAACCCCAUUGAACGCAAUGAGGCUUACUUCUGAAUAGAUGUGCAUAGAAUUGCACUGUAAAUGU